UGAACGCGUCCGUUUGCACGUUGGACGUGUCCCACAUCACGCUCGCAUCUUCUAGACAUCGGCGGCGAUGGCGAACGGAAGGCAGCCAGGGCCUUUGAUCACGUUCUACGCGCCCGGAGGGCGGACCUUUCAGAGGAUCUUCCGAGAUGCCACCCUAUCGCAAACGAAGGACGCGGUGAGGCAGAAGCUCAAGCUUUCUGCCGAUAAGGCAAUACAGCUGGCGCGAAUCGAGAAUGGGAAACGUAUUGAUCUGGACGAUGACGAUGACUUCGACGCAUUUCGUAUUGCUACACGCUCGAAGACCGCAGCAGAAGUCUCUCGUGCUCAGUGGCCACCCUCAACCGGAGUCCACUAGCGUUCUGACUGGGGUGCGUAAACGCAAGAGGAAGCGAACUUCGAUGGCGCCUUCACCUGGGGAUGGCCCUAUCGCGUCAACUUCCUACAUGGCUGGUUCUCUGAUGAAGCCAAAUGAGACCAUCCCUCCAGCAACUCAUACUGGUGAUGGCGCCGUGUCAGCGCUUCCGAAUGUUGAGACAGCGGGUCCGCAUGACUUCGAGGUCGAACGCCCCCGGAAGAAGCAGAAGAAGCAGAAGUUCAGAG
Fomitopsis serialis is the source of this 600-nucleotide messenger RNA. RefSeq lists its product as uncharacterized. NCBI's taxonomy places the organism in Eukaryota, Fungi, Basidiomycota, Agaricomycetes, Polyporales, Fomitopsidaceae. The coding region runs from base 68 to 355 and encodes 95 amino acids. The transcript is spliced from 5 exons. The record is from RefSeq and is a predicted model, not a curated record.